AUGUCUACUUCAAAAAACAUCAUGUUGAGGAAUUCUGAUGGCAAGACUUUCGAAGUGGAAGAGUCUGUUGCUUUGGAAUCUCAAACGAUCAAGCAUAUGAUAGAGGAUGAUUGUGCGAAUACAAGUAUUCCUCUUCCUAGUGUUACGAGUAAGAUCUUAGCUAAGGUGAUUGAGUAUUGUAAGCGUCAUGUUGAUGCUGCUGCUAGAUUGAAGAUAAAGCCGCUGAGGAUAAUUGAAGAGCUUUGAUGCGAUUUUGUUAAAGUUGACUUGGGCAUUCUUUUUUAUCUUAUUCUGGUAUGAAUU
Molecule: messenger RNA, 303 nt
Organism: Lycium ferocissimum
Lineage: Eukaryota; Viridiplantae; Streptophyta; Magnoliopsida; Solanales; Solanaceae
Product: SKP1-like protein 1B
Exons: 1
Coding region: 1-246 (81 amino acids)
Biological process (GO): SCF-dependent proteasomal ubiquitin-dependent protein catabolic process
Cellular component (GO): nucleus; cytoplasm
Molecular function (GO): cullin family protein binding
Source: RefSeq, a predicted model, not a curated record